Ochlerotatus camptorhynchus is the source of this 4236-nucleotide messenger RNA. RefSeq names its product Sp1 (gene Sp1). Gene Ontology annotation, biological process: regulation of transcription by RNA polymerase II. Lineage: Eukaryota; Metazoa; Arthropoda; Insecta; Diptera; Culicidae. Gene Ontology annotation, molecular function: DNA-binding transcription factor activity, RNA polymerase II-specific; RNA polymerase II cis-regulatory region sequence-specific DNA binding. The coding region runs from base 1340 to 2911 and encodes 523 amino acids. The record is from RefSeq and is a predicted model, not a curated record. The transcript is spliced from 4 exons.
AUGAGUAAUUUAUCAUCAAACAAGUUUUUCCAUAUUAUUCAAAAAACUAUUCAAGUUAGUUGAAAGAAUAAUCUUGUGAAUGGUGAACGUACACGUACAAAACUCUAAUUUAUCAAUGGGAAAACGUUGCUGCUGGUCUGCCGCUGGGUGCUAGUUUUUGAGCAUUGGUACCCCUUUUUGCUGGCCUGCCGUGUUCGGUUUUACUGUACACUUGGUCGUCUCCCGUAUCGGAAAACAGUGUUCCGACGCGUCAAACUGUGCGAGUGCGAGUAGUGUGUUGAUGUUUUUUUCGUUCGCUGCGCUGCGCGUACUGUGUAUGUGAACCCUCCUGUGUCGUUUGGCUCGAUUGUUUGGUAAAAAGGAAAAUAAUAAAUUCUAAUCUGUCAUCCGGAGGAGACGGAUCCGAGAAAAUAUAUUUCUGCAACCCGCCGCGCUGCGUUACGUACGUGUGUGACAUUUCCGGUUCAGCACAGGGCGACCGAAGCGCCAUCUUGAAAGUGACCGACGAAGAAGAAGAGUCCGGAAGAUUAAUUGAUAAACAUUUCUGCUGGGAAAUUCAAAUGACCGCCAAGUUCGGUAACAUUACGUGAAGUGACCUCCCUUAGCUUGAAAGGUACAACAGUGUGAAACACCUCCAGUGAUUGAAGGCAAAGUGUUAAGUAAGUGAAUGGCAGUGCGCUUGUGACAGUUUCCCUAUUGUCGGUAUUGUUCAGUGAAAAGGAGAGAAAUUCUCUUCCACCAAAACUAGGCAAGUCAGGAGUAUGAUGAACAUGUAAAAUUGCUCAUUGUUAUUUUCAUAACGCGCAAUUAGCGGUUGAAAAAAAAGAAGCUUCAAAAGGCAGUCCUCACAAAAAGAAGUUAAUAGCUCCCAGAGUUUAAACGGAGAAAGAAACGAAAAAUUGAAUAAAGGAAAAUGUUUUAGAAGUUGCCGCUCGCCUAUCGUUUUCUAAAUAUCAAAUUAAACAAAUAAGCGCUGGCGGAGGCGAAUAGCGAAUGAGCAAGAGCGAGAGCUAGAAAGAGAGAGAGACGGAGCAAAGAGAGGCAGCAAAAACUGAACGCUUAACAAAAAGUGUUUUAAGAUGACUCAUUUGAUUUAAUUGUACGCUCUACUGAAGGAAAUUACUGCACCACUGGAAGUUUUGUGAAGAAGCAGAUCAAUCGAAAAAAAAAAAUAAUACGAAAUCCAUCGACAUUUGGAAAAUAGAGUAACAGUGGUCAUAGCCGUUGAAGGUUGAGAAAAGAGAAAGAGUGUGGAGUUUUUCGACAGAGGCAACUGUUUUGAAAAACGCUAGCCAAAACGUCGGAUCCCACGCGGAGGCUCGAACAUACGGCGUUCAGCAUGUUGACCGACAUGAGUCCGUCGGCAGCCGGACAAUUCUACGGUGCCCAGAUACCGGCCAUGGGCAUGAACAUCACAAACAUCGCGACCCACAUGCAGAAACCGACAGACCAUCCAGGGCUUAGAGGUACACCGUUGGCAAUGCUGGCAGCACAGUGCAACAAACUGUCCAACAAGUCACCACCGCCACUAGCUGACGCUGCCGUUGGAAAAGGGUUUCAUCCGUGGAAGAAAAGCCCCAUCUCUUCCGGACCACAUUCUCCGAACUCCCUCGGAAGUCCACAAGCGGCAACUAGCAGCGCGGCCAGCAACGUGAUACAAUCGAAUCAGAGGACACUGUCGUCAUCGUCUGCUUCAUCCGCUUCGUCGACCGCUAGUCCGAUGGCGAAUUUUACGACGAGUCGCCCAAUAACGUCAUCAUGCGCGGCUUCCUCAACGCCGUCCUACGGUAGUGACUUGUAUUUCCCGGGAGCCACCACAUCGCCGGCUUGUGCCGAAAAUCCGCACAUGCAGCACGGUAUUCUUGGGAAGGUCGAGGGAACGACUCUCGGGUCGGUCUACUCACGGCAUCCUUACGAUUGGCCGUUCAAUGCCGUUUCGGCAGCGACGGCCCACAAGACCGAUAACAUGAACUCCGGCUGGUGGGAUAUGCACGGAGCGGCCGGCGGCUGGUUGGACAUGGGAAGUGCCGGAAUGCAUGCCGCUACCAUGGCAAACUACGCGGCUUCGGCUGCCGUCAGUUCCGACUAUUCGACGCUGACACAUUCUCUAACGAAUACGGCACACCUGCUUGGCACCGGGCAGCACUUGCUGCAGGAUACAUACAAAAGUAUGCUACCAUCUCAGGGCGUCGGUAGCUUCGGCUUGUCACAUACACCGCCGUCACCGGCACCGCCAACGCCGCAGGCUCCGUCUCCUCGCAGUCAGCGUCGCUAUUCGGGCCGUGCCACCUGUGACUGCCCAAACUGCCAGGAAGCGGAACGGCUCGGACCGGCCGGAGUUCAUCUACGUAAGAAGAACAUUCAUAGCUGUCACAUUCCCGGCUGUGGCAAGGUUUACGGGAAAACAAGUCACUUGAAGGCUCACCUUCGAUGGCACACGGGCGAGCGGCCAUUCGUCUGCAAUUGGUUAUUCUGUGGCAAGCGCUUCACCCGAUCCGAUGAACUCCAGCGCCAUCUACGCACACAUACAGCAAAACACGUCAAAACUCACGGAUCAACAACGACCGGUGGCAACGGCAGCGCUGGCACUGGAACGACCAAGAAAAACUCAUCCGACUCGUGCAGCGACUCCGAGGAGACGAACCAAACCGAUCUCCACCAACAGCAGCAACAGCAACAGUCUGGCGGCGGAGGUGGAGCUCCCGGAGGAGGCGGUGUAGGUGGUAGCCCAGGUGCGGCAAACCAUGGCGGCCACGUCAGCGCAAUGCCUCCGGGGAUGACGAUGGGUGGCCACCCCGGUACACUGAGUCAUCCCUCGCAACAACCGGGUACCCCUCACCACCAUGCGCAUACACCUAGCCCCGGUUUGGAACACGUCAGCCAGUUAGACGUCAAACCGGGUAUUGUCUGAGGUAUGCUGGGGGCACCCCUUUUUGGCCACCAUCAGGUCAUGGGCCCCUUUUGAAGAAAAAAUAAAUCCUUACUAUCAGGGUUCUCAUUUAGGCAUGGGUUGCAAAAAAUUUUCACGGGUACAAAAGACUCGACACAUACUUGUGUGCGUCUGGCAGCCCAGGCAAUUUGACAGCAGGGUUGCCAAACGGCAAGAAAAGUAACAGAUCAACAAUUUGUGAUGUCUCUAAAUGUAAAUAAUAAAACUACACCGGUCCCCGGCGACGGGCGCUAUUCUUAUUAUUAAUUAAUGUGUCUAUUCGUAUAUAGUUAAUCUGUUAUGAACAAUUAAACAAACAAAAAAAAAACAAUGAAAACAAACCCACACUUACGUAAUACUGUUAAAUUAUUUGCUAGUGGAAAAGCGAAAACAACCAAUCAUCAUAUUAGAUUAGUGAAGGCAAAGAGCAAAGCGAACGUAAACCGACCGCUCUUAAAAGGGUCGUAAUCGUAAAACCGAAACAAAUUGAGCAGAUCGUAAUAAUACAAUUUAAAACAUAAAAAAGUGUAUAAAUUAUUCGCCCGCUUUCGACCGAGAGGAUAUAAACCUAACCUAGUUUAAACGAAUUCUAAGACACGAACAAAGCGCUAUUUUAUUAUGGAUAUGGAAAAUAAACUCACCCACCCCUUUAGACCAGGUGGAAACUAGAUGCAAACAUCACAUGAAGAAGAAAAAAACUCACUCUAGAAGAAACCAUUCAACUUAUCGUUAUAACUUAAUGUAAAUUAAUUGUAACAUAUCAACUGCAACAACAACAACAUCAAAAAUUCCCCACACGAAAUAAGCAAAGUGGAACAAGGGAUAAAGAGUAAAACACACACACACACAUACACACAAAGAUUAAACUUGCAAGUAAAUUAAAAAACUUCAAUUACAUCAGAUAUAAUUUUCCAAAUUGAUUGAUUCGAUUACGACUGCACACUGCAUUCGGAAAUUGUUAAUCGAAAAAGUGCAAGCUAACGAUGCGACGCACAGGCAAGCAUCGCAUCGCCGGGCUGAUUGUUGUUGUUGGUAAUUCCACGGAUAACCAAUUAACUUUGGUAAUGGCAAGCUAUCCCCCCAGGCAGGUAAAAUGUAAACAAAGUUGAAAAUGAAAGCUUUGCGGUAAGGAGUCAGUGGCAUACAGAACAAAAUAAAAUCAACAAAUUUAAUUGAAACACAGUUGAAGUAAUUGCCCUGACCGUGUGAGCAUGCGGAACAUAAAUUUAUUAAAUAUUUUAAUUAUUCUAAACAAGUGAACACAGAGAUGAAUAAAAAGUUUAAAAUCAAACUGUGAAAAUCGCGAA